AUGAUAGAACAGUGUUCCCUUUUGAAUAACGUCGUUUGUGUUAUGGCGAAAAACGUUGGCAUCGGACGGAAAGGGAGCGUGGUUGAUUUGGGGCAGCAUGGAAGGUUUACUACCCAUGCAUUAACUAUGAGGGGCAACUAUCUCCGAGAUGGAUAUAAAAAUCAGUACCGAUAUGCAAAUGGAUCAGAUGGGAACAACAAAAUGCAAAACAACUACAACAAUAGGAGGAAUUUCUAUCAGAAAAAAAAUCCGAACAAAGACCGAGAUAAAGGAAUAACAUUCUGCCCUCACUACACUCUAAGGGGACUGUGCCGUUUUUCGGACGACUGCAAAAAUUUGCACAACUUAAAAUUAGUCGACACGUUUUCUUUGCAACGAUCCUACAUCGAUUGCGCAAUAAUAGUACACGGGCCGAACAACGAGAUAUACCUCUUCACGUCGAUUUCUCCAUACACAAUAAACGUAUGGAUCUUCGUUCCCGGAGAAGGAUCGAAGGAGCUGGACAUAAAGCAUUUGAAAAAGAUCGAGUUUGAACUAACCCCAGAGGAAGAGGAAUACGGAGAUGACAAAGUAAAAGGCAAUAAAAAAAUGAAGAAGAGGAAGAAAAGGGUUCUAUCCUUACUAUACGCGGAAGAGUGCAUUUUCGCAGGCCUGGAUAAUGGAUUAAUCAAAAUUAUGCACCUUCCUUCUUCCGAUUCUUCGACACUCUAUGCGCACACAGACUCUAUAUACAGCAUCGUCUGCAUCGAUGGCAUUAUAAUAUCAUCCAGCAUAAAUGGGGAAGUCAAAUUUUGGAAGUACCAGGAGUCAUACCUGAGCUUUGUGACUAUAAAGAAAAUUGAAACAAAAACGAAGAUCUUCAAAAUGAUCGAAAUUAUUUCCUCCAAAUGUGCUUCAGGCAAUGUUAACAGCAAUGGUAACGUGGAGGAAAAUAAAUUCAACCGAACAUUGUGGGUCUGUGGUGACAACAUAACGAUUAUUAGCCUCUUGAAUUUAGAAAUAGUAAAUGUAGUCAGAUGCAAGUACGGCAGUGUCGUCUCAGUGAUGCAGUACGAAGCUAAUGUCAUCACGGCCAUGAGUGAGGGGAAAAUAUUGGCAUUCAGUCUUCGAGGCGAUAACCACUUCGAAAUGAAUACUCUGCCUAUCUUCUGCAUGGCCGGUCUGACCAAUCAUAAGAAUGUCCCCAUACUUAUUUACGGCUCCAGCAAAGCGUUAUACACUUUUUCGCUGCCCGAGUUUAAUCCCUAUGGAUAUUUGAAGGAUCGCGAAUCCAUGACUCUGAAAUUUAACAUUAACGACCCCGACUUUAUUCUGCCGCUCUCCGGGCCCUACUUCAUCGUGCUGUUUUCUAAUGGUACUGAUUUUGGCCACACGGCCUUAGGAGAGGAGGGAAGCAUCCGCCUCAUGCGAGCGAUGCAGCAAUGCGGAGCCGCUCACUAA
Plasmodium inui San Antonio 1 is the source of this 1440-nucleotide messenger RNA. RefSeq lists its product as hypothetical. The coding region runs from base 1 to 1440 and encodes 479 amino acids. The record is from RefSeq and is a predicted model, not a curated record. Gene Ontology annotation, molecular function: protein binding; metal ion binding. NCBI's taxonomy places the organism in Eukaryota, Apicomplexa, Aconoidasida, Haemosporida, Plasmodiidae. The transcript has 5 exons.